CGCUCGUUCGCCUCGACAGGUUCGCGCAUUAUUUUCAGCGAAGGAUUUUGAAGAAAAAAAGAUCGCCGAUCAAAGAUUCACUCGGAGAAGAUUACUGGUAUGUAACAGGUAAGAGGAACGCCGAAAUACACCUGAACGUGGGAACGCUCGAGCAAAACUUGUGAUUCAUCAGAGAUAAGCGAACAGAUAACGAUUAUCAUUGACUCCUCGAGUCAUCAGUCCCUUAAGGUUCCGUCAGUUCGAAGAUGAAGAGUGAAAUUUGUCAGACGAUUAUACUAUUUGCGAUCUUUGGAUCGCUUUCGUGUCUCGAAGAAAUCGUGGAAGAAUACGAGAGCUCGAAGAUUGGUGAAAAAUGCGAAAGGGACCGCAAUUGCAUCAGGUACGCCUACUGUAGGGCGCAAAUGACUUGCCUCUGUGAUCCAUAUUACUCACCGACCCCCGAUAAGUCGAUGUGCAUCGCCAGUGCGGGAUUGAGUUGUUUUAACGAUGUUACUUGUCAAACGAUGUCAAACGCGGAAUGCAAACAAGGGGUGUGCACUUGCAAAGAUUCCUACAUUUUGGACAUCAACAAUUCAUCGAAUUGUAUCAGAAGACCGACGAAAGUAGACGAUCAUUGUCAGAGGAACGACGAUUGUCAAGAUGCUCUUGGCCGUGCAAUGUGCAUCAACGAACGUUGUCAAUGCAUCUCGUCCUAUCAUUUUGUCAACGAGACUGGCCAAUGCGUUCAAGCACGACUUUUGUACCACUCGUGCACGAGGGAUUAUGAGUGCGUCAGCUUCGACGAUGAAAACGUCCUUCAGUGUAAAAACGGUGAAUGCGUUUGCAAGGAAGGCGAGCCUGGUUGUAGUAAAGGUUCUUCGUACGCGGUUAUUGGAAUCCUUGCGAUGCUUUCGGUGCUUCUACAGAGAUUGAUUUAGGACCAGCAAAGUUUACUUCUUCAAAUUUCUUCAUUCUUUUCCCAGUGAUUUACACAGGAAACAAACUGAAAAAGAGCCUUCUAAAUCAACGUAUUAAUUGUUUGACAAACUUGUAUUCAUAAAUUUGUAUUUUAAAAAGACUAUGAUAAAUGAAAACUUUUUUAAUUCGAUGCUACUGUCAUCUAUACAUAAACGGCUCUAAGUACUCGAGAA
Messenger RNA from Osmia bicornis bicornis, 1130 nucleotides. Its product is annotated as prion-like-(Q/N-rich) domain-bearing protein 25. The coding region runs from base 246 to 917 and encodes 223 amino acids. The transcript is spliced from 7 exons. The record is from RefSeq and is a predicted model, not a curated record. NCBI's taxonomy places the organism in Eukaryota, Metazoa, Arthropoda, Insecta, Hymenoptera, Megachilidae.